Messenger RNA from Bactrocera dorsalis (oriental fruit fly), 4800 nucleotides. RefSeq names its product protein cramped (gene crm). The record is from RefSeq and is a predicted model, not a curated record. NCBI's taxonomy places the organism in Eukaryota, Metazoa, Arthropoda, Insecta, Diptera, Tephritidae. The coding region runs from base 204 to 3338 and encodes 1044 amino acids. The transcript is spliced from 9 exons. Gene Ontology annotation, biological process: pattern specification process. Gene Ontology annotation, molecular function: chromatin binding. Gene Ontology annotation, cellular component: nucleus.
AUAAACAAAAAUCCUAUGCAGGCGAAACAACAACAACGAAGUAGUAGAAAUAGAAAGAAAAAGGGGAAUAGAAUUCUUGUACUGAGUUGUGAACACCAAGAGAAUAUACAAAUAAAUGAAAACAAUGUGAAAAGUGUAAAUUAUUAAUGCAUUUUGUACAUAAAAACGGCGACAUUUGGACGGUUGAUUAGGCUGCACAGAAAAUGAGCGCCAAUGCGCUGGGCGGGGACGAAAAUCAGACGGCAUUGUCGAUUACGACGACAACUGUACCACCCGGUCAAGAAUUCAUUGAUGAGUUCGAGGAGUUAUUGGAAUGCAAUGAAACUCAAAUCCGAAUCGGUGAAAGAGUGACUCUUGCCAUAGCGAGCAAUGGCAAAAGCGUUGGCGGCGGAAAAAAUGUCAACGAGCGCAAACCAAAUGGCCAUGUAUCCACAAAUUGCGAAGAAAAAUCUCGCUCCGAGUUGGAUUCCGAGGUGAGUGAGUUACUGGGUUCUGUGAUAAUGCAUAAUUGUACGGGAACUCGUGCUAGUGCACGGGUCAUACAAAAAAUGAAACAAGACCAGACGCGACCAUUAACACCACCAAAUGAACGCGAUCCACAGCGACGUGACGAGAAGUCAAUGCAAAAAACUCCAUCGCAAUUACGCAGCAUUAAGCCGACAUGGACUAAUUUAGAACGCAAUCACUUUUUUGAUGCGCUUAAUGAGUUUGGCAAGGAUUUUGAUGCACUCGGCAAUUAUAUAAACACAAAGUUGAAACGCAGAAGCACAGCAGACAGUGCAUUCAAGACGAAAGAACAAGUGCGACAGCACUAUUAUCAGACGUAUCAUAAAAUCUGUAAAUAUAUAAAAUUCUCUGACGAAGUUAAGAAACCGGCACAGGAGUUAUAUGCGCUUAUCAAUUAUGGCGAAAUGCGACGGAAACUUCAAUUUGUAACCGAUAAACACUUCAUGAAGUUGCGAAAUCUUGUCUACCAUGGUCACAUAACUGUGCGUUGCAAAGGCAAAAACCUGCGUAUUAAGACACCAUCAUGCAAGGCGUUAAGGAGACUAAACCAACUUGAUGAUUCACUUGAGGACAUACGAUUGCCAUCGAAAAUCGAAGUAAUCGUUAGUCCUGCCACUAUGGAAGCCUUCGGACGUGUUCAAACCGUUGCACAAAAUCCACGUGUCCGCACUACGGUGCCACUGCACAAGAAACUGGUGAAUUUUAUCAAAACGUUUCAAAUGAAAUGGCGUAGUGCCGAACAGAAAAUGGCGGAAGAAGAAAUGAAAUUGUUUCCUUCGUAUUGUGCGCCCACACCCACUCAACAUUCAAGCGAUUGUAACGGACCGCAGUCUGCCGAAAAUUCUGAGCGUCUGCCAGCCUUUCAAGAUCCUGAAAUGUGUUUUUUACCCAAACCCGGUGUGCCUAUACAUCGUCCAUUGUUGAGCAUUACAGAGUACCUUGGUAGUGGGAAUAUCUGUUUGGCCGCCUACGAAGAACGUAUGGGCGUAAAAGUGCGUGGUGAAACGUUAUCACAAGAUCGUGCCGCCAAUAAGCGACCACGCACCGACAGUGGUUCGGAGAAACGUUCGCCUGAUUCAAAGAAAAAUAAACUUUUCAACAGUCCACCAUAUGAAAAAUUAGACAGUGACGGCCCAGUUGGUGAUAAUGUGUUCAAAGAGGAACUUGGCGUGAUGUACGAACAAGACAUAUUACCUGGAAAAUGUGAAAGCAGUAGCGAUGAGUUAAGCGAUGAACUGCAAGAGUUGUUGAAUGCCGAUUUGGAUAGUAGUAUAGUGAUAAAAGAAGGUGCUGAGAACUCGCAAGAGGAAAUAAAAAUGUCAUUAAACGCAAGUGAUAUGACAACAACAAUAACAACUAAUGCAAGUUCAACAACAUUCAAUCAAAACCCAAACACUGCCAAUAAUCAAGCGCGUAUGCGACGAGCUGUCAACGCGCGUGCUGGACGUGCCAGCGCAUCCAAUUUUAAGCCAUUAAUCAGUGAGGCAGUGAUACGGCGCAUACGAAAAGGCUGGACUAUAUCCACGGCUGCGGAUAUAACCAUCGGCGAUCUUUAUGUUGUGCUCGGACAAGAUUCGAAACUCGAAUUAGACUACUAUUGGACUGAUAGACAACAACAACCAAGCGUGAAUACCGUUAACACCAGCAAUGCUUUGGUUAAUGUAAACAAUAUGCAUGUAAAUAGUGGCUGCAGUUUGACCUUCGGUGGCGCUGCUUUGGAAUCUAUGACGCAAUCAGAUACAAAAGUGUUUAUGCAAAAGCAAAAUGGUAUGCCAUAUAAUCCCAGUGAAUGUGAUGACCCGGAGUUGUUGAAAUCGCUCUCAACCGCUGGCGUUGCAAAUAAGCUUAAGCAUCUGCUCUUGAUUGCCAAUCUGAGCGAGCGCAUGCGCAAGAGACAGUGUUCCUGCGGACACACAUGUGAGCGUAAUGUAGCCAAAUCAAGAAUGGAGCGCAAUUUGGCUACAAAGACUUACGUGUCGACAAAAACAUUUUCGACCAACAUCAACAAUGAGAGCAAUAAUGUUUUUCGUCAACCUGUUGCACCUAUACGACGGCCACUUUUUAAUAUGGACAGUGUCAAACAACUUAAUCCGUUGUCACGUCAAAAGCAAUCAAUGCGUCAAGUGUUGGUGCAACGUAUGAUAUUGCCCGGUGGCAGCACCGCCAAUCAAUCAUAUGAUGUGUUGAAAGUUAAAAAUAUGGAAAACACACUUGAAAACUCUGCUACCAAUACAGUGGAACAAAGUACAUGCGCAGAAUCUCUUACGUCUUCUGAAUCAGUUAACUUGUCUGCAGCUAAGACAAUGACGGAAGUGUCAACCAUAGUGCCGCUACAUCACAAUCCACCAGCGAGUAGCAAUUCCUCACCCUUUAUUUCAAUUACAAAUAUUAAUUAUGGCGAUAGCGACGCAGCUGCUGGUUUAGAGGAGGUGGACAAUAAUCCUUCAACUUCUGGAGCUUAUAAAAUGACAGCUAACAACACUGAUCUUGUUGCUCGAUUUUUUCAAUCCUCUGCUGUUGAUAACGCUGAUAUAUCGCUCUCUUCGUCAUUUCCCGAUAGCGCCUUCGAUGAGUCUACAAGUACCAGCUCGCUCAACGGUAUGACCCCCACACAUUUACUGCGUGAGUCCACGUCGAAUUCGCGUUGGCUUGAAGAGAACAUCAAUGAUUUCUCCCUAACCAGUCUGCUGGGCCAUUUGGAUGAGAUCAAUGCAACUCGUGAUAUUUUGGAUCCCUCGUCGAAUUUGUCGGUGAUAAGCGAGAGCAGCGUCGAUUAUAUGCAUAAAUUUCAAGAGAUUACUGCCUUAAUGCAAAGCCAGGACAAGGAUUAAAGCCCAUAUAUAAAAGUUGUAUACUUUCUUACGCUGAAUUUAAGAUCUGCUAAUGGCUGGCUGUUGUGCCACGCCGAACUAUAUACAUACAUAGAUAUUAGUUAGAUAUAGUAUCAACACCAAUAGUCUGUAAGUGAAAAAUGUUCGACCUUUUAGACUUCCACGCCCAUUAUUUUUCAUUUCUCCCCUCAAAAGUAUGAGUCGUGAGGUCGCUGCAUCUGCAUCCACAUUUUUUGCACGUAUUUAUAUACAUAUACAUAUUUAUAUACAAAGGAUAGGAAAUAUGUAUUCAUUUAUCGCUCACAAUUAUUUACUUUAAGUGAAAUAGUUUUAAUAACAUUAAUUUGUGCUUUAAUUUAUAUACUCAAAACGAUUUUAUUUUUAUGAUCAUCACACCAUAUAAUAUAUGCUUCGUUUUUUUCUUCCUUCCUCCCUUUACAUUCGUUCUAUAUGUAUACAUAUUGUAUAUCUAUAUGGUUUACUGUAUAUAUAUAUCCGUAGUUUUUAAGCUGACGUUGUGAUUUACGCUAAAACUACACUCAUGAAUUGCUGCAAAUCACAGACAUUUAGUUGAAGCGCUUCCUGAAAUGAUGAAAUUUGAUCUUUUUCACAAUUCUCACAAACAUUAUUUUCCAAGAUUCUUCUUAAGUUGUCCCUUUUUGGUUAUAUCUCUUUUCGGGUGUAGUAGUUUAUACAUUUAUCUCGUGUAUUUGAACAUUCUCAUGUUUCGCACUCACACACACACUCUAAGAAACAUUCAUGUAACGAGUUAGUUGAAGUUGGCUUCCACUUUGUAAUGUGAUGUAAGAUGGGAUGACGACACGCAGUACAUCAGAUUACAAUUAAUUAAUUAUUAACUAAGUUUAAAGCAUAAGAAUAUUGUUACUUGUUUGCCAUUACCCUUGUUUGGUUUGUGGAUACCAUUCUUUUGAUACGAUCCUACUUUAUAAGUGUAAUAUAUGUAUGUACGCAUUGAAGUUUGUAUUAUUCGAGAACGUAUUAUUGAAGUCUGUAUAAAUCAUUUAUUCAUCGUUCUUUAUUUAGCUAAGUUAGCCUUUAGUCUUUAGGUAAACAACAAGCAUCCUAACAAAGCAAUAGUUUAAGCUGAAGCAUACAAAUAAGCACCUGCUUGUGACAGGUGUACAAGCACGUUAACCAACAAAACUCAAAUAUAUAUAAAAUGAAAACAAAAAAUAUUUUUAAUAUCCCCUGAAAGUGAAUUGUUUUAAUUAAGAAAAUUUUUUGAGGUUAGCAACAUUUUCUUAUGCGUUUUUUAAUAACUCAAAGGUAAUUUCUCAAAUAGUUUGCAUGAAAUGUAAUACCUAGAUGGAAACGUCAGAGACCAUAUGAAGUAGAACGUCGCCUGAAAUGCAAAAUAACGUAACAACAUUUUCGGAAAUUUACAGUGGCAUGAAUGAAACACGAAAUAAAAUGGAGCAUGAGUGAAAAAAAUUUUAAUAUU